Messenger RNA from Letharia columbiana, 2070 nucleotides. RefSeq lists its product as uncharacterized. Gene Ontology annotation, molecular function: protein binding. NCBI's taxonomy places the organism in Eukaryota, Fungi, Ascomycota, Lecanoromycetes, Lecanorales, Parmeliaceae. Bases 1 to 2070 code for a protein of 689 amino acids. The transcript has 4 exons. The record is from RefSeq and is a predicted model, not a curated record.
AUGUCUUCGCGCGGUGAUCAACUAAAGCCGCGAGCCACCACGCAGGCUUCACGCGCACCGCGGGUCAGCGAAGCGGAAUGGAUUAAUCGGCGCCAAAAGCUCGAGAGUCUGUACCUGGAUGAUAAUCUAUCUCUUCAGGAAAUAACAGAGACCAUGGCAAGGGAGUACAGUUUCUUCGCCACAGAGAAACAGCUGAAGUAUCAAUUCAACAAGUGGGGUCUCAAGAAGUACAUAAGCGAUCGAGACUUGACCACAAUGCUAUCUUUCAAAAGAAAGCGUCAAGAGCUGGGAAAGGAUACCAGCUUCGAAUAUCGAGGCCACCUAUUUGAGCAAGAAAGGCUUGAGCGGGCGUCAAAAAGACGAAAGGGGCCUCUAAUUUCCUCCCCAGUCCUUCCACCGUAUAUUAGAGCAUUGAUAUCACCACGACAAAGCCCGCAAAUGCCAUGCUUUCUUCCAGCUUAUGGUCAGACUUUUGGGGUUCCAAAUAGUGCCGAGGAAGUGACUCAUGAUAUCGAAAGGCCAAUUAGUCUGGGAAUUCCCCCCAACAACUCCUGUCACCAGUCUGAAGCAUUUGGCUUGAGCCACGUAUGGAAUAGCCUCGAUGCCUUCUCAGACCCGGUUUUCUUCGAUGAUGGUGGCCAAAACCAAACGAACAGCGGAUUAUGGGAAACUUUGCUCGAUAACAACAGUGCGUCGUUGUCACCACGACGCGGGUCGCUUAUGCCGACUUCAUCCAGGCAAGACAUCGAGGCUGUGCGUACGGAAAACACGAGCCAGCUUAUGCGGCAAAUAACCAGGAUCACUCCAGAUGUUUCUACCAUGCAAAGUGCAAACGACAAGGACUCCCAUUUUUCAGGCUGCAAUGUGGACUUUGACUUCUCAGACUUUGUAAAUUCACCUCAGGGACCGAGCACAGCUCGUAGCUCUUCUUCUCACGCGGAACCACAUCCUCGGAGGUCUGAUGAGAGGAUAAUCAUCUCCCCUCUUCAGCUCGCAGACCACGAUGACACUCACAGCGAAGGUAGAGCAUUCAAUCUGGCUUCAGAGACUACAUCAGCCACCGGUCAAGCGCUUGGCUCCGUCACUGGGGAGGAUGUGAGAGCAGAGUCAAUUGCGUCACUACUCGUUUUGCUUCAAUCGCUUAUUUUUUCACGCUUCAACACUGCUUCUCAAAAGUACGAGCAUGACGCCUCUGUUAUCUCGGACGUUUUCUGUCCACAUUUGUGCGACUGGUUAUCCUUUGGGGUCGAAGAAUUGCUGGACUCAUACCUUGAAAGAUCUCUAAGGUCUAUUCGAAAGCGCCAAAUAGCGAGGAUUCAAGGUUCCUUGCGAUCUGGCUCCGAUGUCUAUCUUGACGAGCCUAGACAAGGUUUCGAAUCGUCGGAUGGAAUACAACGACUUUCAAAGCUCACCGAAGGCACUGAUGCUAUCAAGCUGCGAAGUACCUUUUGUCGGCUUUGUUACACGCCCAUGGGACAAGUCCUAUUUCAAGUCAGAGAAGGACCAAGCAGUUCAAUGGACGAAGGAGGAAGUGAUUCGAAGUUCCUCAUCAUCAUAUCAUUCAUGCCGCGGGCGAUGAAACGGACCCCUGGACUGUGCGUCCGUUUGUCCAGACUGAUGAGUGGGCCUGCAAUCCCUCCGCAAGUUAACACCUUCAACGUCGUUCCGGAUGAUUCUGCGAUCUUUCAGUGCAUCCGCAAGAGCGAUCUCAAGGGCAUACAAACACUAUUCGACCUUGGAGCAGCAUCCGCUCGAGACGUCGACUCGCGAGGCAUAUCGCUACUCCAUUACGCUAUAUUCACGGGAUGUUCUGACAUUUUUCGGCUUCUACUUCAAGGCGGAGCUAGUACCUAUCAAUGUAUGGACAGCGGCCGAAUAACAGACGUUAUCACGGUCAUAUGGAACUGUUUUGCAGGUGCUAAUUCGGGCGUGGUUGAGUGGUCAGGGAUGCCAACGGAAGAACUUCAGAAGUUCGAGCACUGUGUGGCAAUAACACAACUAGCACUAGACUAUGACUGCAUGAUUGACAACGCCGACGAUCGACGAAUAGGUGCUGGUCCGCUUUUUUAA